Messenger RNA from Debaryomyces tyrocola, 562 nucleotides. The record is from the annotation of a GenBank genome assembly. NCBI's taxonomy places the organism in Eukaryota, Fungi, Ascomycota, Pichiomycetes, Serinales, Debaryomycetaceae.
AUGAGAGUUGUUAUUCAAAAGGUUAAGCAAGCAUCUGUGGUCGUAGAUGAUAAGAUCAUUUCAUCGUAAGUAUUUGCCAAUAGUAAACAUAGGUUUUAAAUGAAUUGAGAUUAACUAAGAAAGAAUUAAUAAAGGUCUAAUGAUUCUUGUUGGAAUUUCAACCAAAGAUACCUUGGAAGAUGUAACUAGGUUAACAAAAAAGUUGUUAGGCCUUCGAAUUUUUGAAGAUAUUUCUAAUCCACCACUGACUGAUUCCGUACAAAAGUGGAAUGGGAAACCUUGGUCGAAAAGUCUACUUGAUGAUCCAUCUUUGUCCGUUUUAUCAGUAUCCCAAUUUACCCUCUACGGUACCAUUAAAAAAGGAACGAAGCCGGAUUUCCAUAAGGCAGCUAAAGGUAUGGAUGCCAGGAGCUUAUAUGAUGAGCUUUUGAACCUGUUGAGAAUUGGAUUGGGUAGCGAAGAAAGAGUAAAAGAUGGGGAAUUUGGAGCUAUGAUGGAUGUUUCCUUAAUAAACGAUGGACCAGUUACGAUUAUUUGGGACACCCAGGAUUCAACCUUAUAA